This is a messenger RNA of Effrenium voratum, 382 nucleotides long. The record is from the annotation of a GenBank genome assembly. NCBI's taxonomy places the organism in Eukaryota, Dinophyceae, Suessiales, Symbiodiniaceae.
GAGGCCAAGCCCCGCAGCUCAGCCAGCUGAGCUGCCAGCGCCCCCGAGCCCGCCGGCCGCGCCUCUAGGGGCUGGCAAGCCAGCUCUGGAGGCCACAGAGGAGACAAAAGGUCGUCUUCUCGGGCGGCACGAGCAUCACAAAGCUCGUGCGGUCUCAGCUCCCGCCGGCAAGGCGCGAGCUGCGUGGGCCCCUCCGCUUCUCGAGGCAGAGCGGGCAGACCCGCCUCCUCAGGAGCAGGACAGGGAGCGGGAGGAAAAGCCCAAGGCCAGGGCCAGAGGUUUCAGCCCAGUGCGGGAGUCUCCGCCUGGAGCAUCGGACUUGGCCAUUGAGGAGUCCGUUGAUUUUGGGGACGUCAGUGACCCAGAUCCUGAGCCGGUCGAG